AUGACAUACAGCAAUCUCGCAAAUGCAGCUUCACUACUCUGGCACGCUUAUAAAUCCCUUCCAUCUCCUUGUUCAGAAGUGAAUUGGGCAGGAUUCUACGUCCUCGACCAUUCACGCCCUUCCCAACUAAUCCUCGGCCCGUUCCAAGGCAAAGUAGCCUGCCAAAUUAUCGCCUUCGGUCGCGGCGUCUGUGGCACUGCCGCCUCAACAGAAACCACCCAGUUAGUGCACAAUGUAGACGACUUCCCGGGGCAUAUAUCGUGUGAUGGGGAUAGUAAGAGCGAGAUUGUUGUGCCUAUUUUGGUCCACGGAAAAGUAGUGGGCAUUAUCGAUGUGGAUUGUUGUUAG
Molecule: messenger RNA, 348 nt
Organism: Venustampulla echinocandica
Lineage: Eukaryota; Fungi; Ascomycota; Leotiomycetes; Helotiales; Pleuroascaceae
Exons: 3
Coding region: 1-348 (115 amino acids)
Cellular component (GO): cytosol
Molecular function (GO): protein binding; L-methionine (R)-S-oxide reductase activity
Source: RefSeq, a predicted model, not a curated record